Trichoplax adhaerens is the source of this 1491-nucleotide messenger RNA. RefSeq lists its product as uncharacterized. The record is from RefSeq and is a predicted model, not a curated record. NCBI's taxonomy places the organism in Eukaryota, Metazoa, Placozoa, Uniplacotomia, Trichoplacea, Trichoplacidae. Gene Ontology annotation, cellular component: membrane. The transcript has 8 exons. Bases 1 to 1491 code for a protein of 496 amino acids.
AUGUCUAAGCGAGAGAAGUAUCUCUUACUCAUUUUAAUAAUAUAUAUCAGCAAUAUUGUUAGAAUACAUUCGUUCUUAACAUUAAAUGCAUUGAAUGGUUCUGAUCAUGAGUGUAUCGAUAGAUGCACUUGUAAUUUUAAUAACAAUCAAAUGAAAUGCAAGCUGGAAGAUUUGCCUACUACAGAUAUUCCAAGUGGCAUCACACAAAUUAUAAUCACCGAUGGACACUUGCGAUGUGAUUGCUCCAUAGCCCAUAUUAUUCGAUGGGCACAGGAGAAUAAAGUUGGCUUGGAAGGUAAAUGCAAUUCUCCCACGCGUUAUAAAGAUAAAAAUUUGAGCGAUAUUAACCUCUCCGUAUUAGUAGCGUCAUGCAACAAGGGUUCAGACUUUGAGCUUGAAGUCAACCAAAUAGCUUGGAGGCUAGAUGGCAACUGUACAGGUCUAGAAUCACGGUUAUCAGAUUGUAAUAUCCAAAUAGAUGAUGUUGCUGAUGAUUGCCCCAUAGCAACUGUAAAAUGUCUCGAAGAUGAAGGCGGUGAUCCAACAAAUUGUAAUUUUCAGAAAGGAUUUUGCGGCUGGUCAAAAAUAAAUUCUGAUUAUUUAUCUUGGAUUUGGUUAAAUAAUAAUCAUAAUCAUGAAGGUUAUCAAGUGUUAGUCUCGUUAACCAAUCAUACUAAAUCGCAGUCUGCGGUGUCUCUUCAAAGCCCGGUAUUAAAGCCACUCAAGAACAAAGUUCAAGUUUAUGUUGAGUAUUAUUUUAGCGGUAUUAUCGAUGCUCAGCUCCUACUACAAAUUCAGCUUGAAUAUGAUGAUGAGUAUACGACAUUAUAUUCGUUAAAUAUGGAAGAGCACAAUUGGAAUAACGCAAGCGUAACCAUCACCAUGAACCAUAACAAUUUUCGAAUACGCUUCACAGUAAAAAAUGGCCAAAAUUCAGACGGAGAGAUUGGCAUUGGCCAAAUAAAAUUAACGGAUUGCAAGUUGCGUGAUGAUGAAGAAAAUAGACCCAAUAAUCGCUUCGUUAUUAUCGUGGUUGUAAUAUGCGCCAUUACUAUUUUUCCUCCUUCAAUAUUCAUUUAUGCUUAUGUGGUAAAAAGUCGUUCUGAAAAUGGUCCUGAAAUACAGAUCAAUUUGCCAUGUAGUAGUACCUGUAAAAUAUUAUCUACGGUCUGCUAUUGCUGUGGCCCGAGAAGCAGCAAUACCUUCGAAAUCUUGGAAGAAACGAACGCUAAUUACGAAGCGCCAAACUAUGAAACUGUAGAGCCGCCAAUAAGAUCUGAAAGUCCACCUAUUUUUCCCCCUGAUUUCCAGGAAUCUCUUGAUAAUUUACAUCAUGAUGCUCCUCCACCAUAUUAUCAAACAUUGACCGAAAACAGCAAUAUGAAUAGUAAUAAUGACAUUCAGCUAAGCUUAAUUACGUUAGAGAUAGCUAAUAGCGAACGAAAUUUGUUACCAUCUUAUGACAGUGUUAUCGCUUCUGAAAGGAGUUAA